UUUGUGUCCAAGCAAGACUCUCCAACACUUCUGUGUGAAUUGAUGUUUCGUUGCCGACCCAGUCAGCCUCUGAAUUUCUUGCCUCGUCGUUCUAACGGGAUUGGUCUCAGCCUUCUGCCAACGACCACGAGUUCUGCAUUAGCACCUCUGCAUGACCCUGUGGAUAUUUGUGCUUCUGCUAUCAUGACAGCAAAGUAGCUUUUUCAUGAAUUGUCCCCGAAACGAAUUAUCAAUCUUCAAAGCCUCUCUGUCUGGACUGAGAAGAUCGUCUUGAUCCGGUGAUCCUGCCUCUUUGUGUUUUUUCCAGUGGCUGCCCUGGAUGGGCGGAGCCUCCUGAGCGCACCUGGUCCAUAUUAGCAUGGCAGCAUGGCUUUUCAGCGCAGGGCAAACUGCAGGCAGAUGCCGGACUAUUGUUUACUAUCUGCCAGUUGCUUCGUGCUUGUGUAUCCUCGCUGUAUAAGAUUCAGUAUUCCUGUUUUUCCUCUUCUCUUCGUCUUCACGUGGUUCGAGCGAGUGAGCAUGAUGAUCAUCCUGCUGAACUGCGUCACGCUGGGAAUGUACCAACCCUGCCAGAACAUCGACUGCUCCUCCGACAGAUGCCAGAUACUGUCUGCCUUCGACGCCUUCAUCUACAUCUUCUUCGCCCUGGAGAUGGUGAUCAAGAUGGUGGCGCUGGGAAUCUUCGGCCCACGCUGUUACCUUGGCGACACCUGGAACCGCCUGGACUUCUUUAUCGUCAUGGCAGGCAUGGUGGAGUACUCGCUGGACCUGCAGAACCUCAACUUCACGGCCAUCAGGACGGUGCGAGUCCUGCGACCGCUCAAAGCCAUCAACAGAGUGCCUAGCAUGCGCAUCCUCGUCAACCUGCUGCUGGACACGCUGCCCAUGUUGGGUAACGUGCUGUUGCUGUGCUUCUUCGUCUUCUUCAUCUUCGGCAUCAUCGGCGUGCAGUUGUGGGCGGGGCUGCUGAGAAACCGCUGCUACCCGGAGGAGAAUUUCACGCUGACGACAGGCAUCCGCCUUCCGCGUCCGUACUACAUGGCGGACGAGGACGACGAGCGUCCGUUCAUCUGUUCCCUGCCGGUGGACAACGGCAUUAUGUCGUGCCGGGACAUGCCGGCGCGGCGCGAGGGUGGUCGCACGUGCUGCCUGGACAAAGACGACGUGCUCUACCGCCGCUCGCUGGGCCUGGACGUGGAGCCGCGGCAAAACGGCAGCGCCGGGGCAUCGGGCCUGUGCGUCAACUGGAACCAGUACUACACCAGGUGUCACACCGGAUUCAGCAACCCGCACAAAGGAGCCAUCAAUUUCGACAACAUUGCUUACGCCUGGAUCGUCAUCUUCCAGGUGAUCACGCUGGAGGGCUGGGUCGAGAUCAUGUACUAUGUGAUGGAUGCGCAUUCCUUCUACAACUUCAUCUACUUUAUCCUACUAAUAAUUGUGGGCUCAUUCUUCAUGAUCAACCUGUGCCUGGUGGUGAUCGCCACGCAGUUCUCGGAGACCAAGCAGCGCGAGCACCAGCUGAUGCAGGAGCAGCGAGCCCGAUGCUCGUCCUCGUCCACGCUGGCCAGCGAGCCCGGCGACUGCUAUGAGGCACUCUUCCAGCUCCUCUGCCACGUCAUCCGCAAGGCCCGCAGGCAGGCCCUCGCCCUCUUCAACGCCCUGCGCGGCAAACCCCGAGGGUUCCGCGGCGUCGGUAGGGGCCGGCGGGGGGGCGACGCCAGGGAGCGCAGGGCCAACGGGAGGGGAGGGCGGGCGAGCCGCACCGUUUUACGACCUGGCCCACCUUGCCACCACCAUGACAAACCCAACCACGCCCGCUCUGGAGAGCCCCCGCCCAUCACUGACGGGGUUACGCCCGUCACGGGUGAUGGGGAGGCGGCGGAGGGCGUCGUCAUCAAGGACUUCCGCGAGGGCGCCGGCGAGCGCUGCGGGAGGCUGUGGUACGACACCAGGAUGAAGCUGUGGGGCAUCGUGGAGAGCAAGUACUUCAACAGGGGCAUCAUGAUCGCCAUCCUCAUCAAUACCAUCAGUAUGGGCAUUGAGCAUCACCAGCAGCCAGAGGAGCUGACCAACGUUCUGGAGAUCUGCAACAUUGUCUUCACCAGCAUGUUCUCCCUGGAGAUGAUCCUCAAACUCACCGCCUUCGGCUCCUUCCACUACCUGAGGAACCCCUACAACGUCUUUGACGGCAUCAUCGUCAUCAUCAGCGUGUGUGAGAUCGUGGGCCAGUCUGACGGCGGACUGUCGGUGCUGAGGACCUUCCGGCUCCUGCGGGUCCUCAAACUCGUCAGGUUCAUGCCGGCUCUGAGGAGGCAGCUGGUGGUUCUCAUGAAGACCAUGGACAAUGUGGCCACUUUCUGCAUGCUGCUCAUGCUCUUCAUUUUCAUCUUCAGUAUUUUGGGGAUGCACAUCUUUGGCUGCAAGUUCAGCCUGAAGACGGAGAUGGGAGACACGGUGCCCGACAGGAAGAACUUUGACUCGCUGCUGUGGGCCAUCGUCACGGUCUUCCAGAUCCUGACUCAGGAGGACUGGAACGUGGUCUUGUACAACGGCAUGGCGGCCACGUCACCACUGGCGGCGCUCUACUUUGUGGCCCUCAUGACCUUUGGGAACUACGUCCUUUUCAACCUGCUGGUGGCCAUCUUGGUCGAGGGUUUUCAGGCAGAGGGUGACGCCAAUCGUUCCUAUUCUGACGACGACCGAUCCUCCUCCAACUUUGAUGAGAGCGAGAAGCGCGAUUCCAUAAAACUGUCCGACCCCAGGAUCUACACCUUAAUGCCCAACGGCCACCUAGAGCUGGGCGCCCUCGCAGGGUCCCGUGGGGGCUCGCACUCCUCCGAGAGGCAGAGCUUCACUGGCGAGUCACGGAACAGCAGCGUGAUUAGUGGGGGAAAGGGGAGCCUGGAGAGACGGUCCCUCUCGCUGCGGCUCGGUCGCAGUUCCAACUACCACAACUGGGGACGCCCUUUUCAUCCUCAAUCUGCGUGGAGCCGCAGGUCCAGCUCCAAUAGCCUGGGCCGCAGGAACUACGGCUUCGGAGGGGCUCCUCUGGUGGGGGGGAGCCUCCGCGUACACAGCACACGCACCCCUUACUCGUACCCCCACCCUGCCGAGCAGGAGUCCCUCCUCUCCAGGCCCCCACACCCCCACCAUGCUCCACCCCUUCACGGUCCUCCCCCAGCCGGACUCCUGCUGUCCAGAAGGGACCGCCGGGCUCUGUCCCUGGAACUACCGGAGCUACUCCGGGCCGGGGGACAGGGGGGCUGCCCGCCUCCCGCAAACACCAGCUCCGGGAAGAGAAGCAGGGGGUCUGUCACAGGGGGUUCCGGGACGGGGAGCGGCGUCGGGACGGACCACCGGGACUGUAACGGCAAGACCCCCGGACCCCACAGCCUACUGAUGGUUAAUGUUUUCCCGCAAGUCAAUGCACGCAAGGAGAGAGCAAAUCUAGAUGAAGAGACUGACUAUGGUGUUUGUUUUCGCGUGCAGAAGAUGUUUGAGGUGUACAAGCCGGAUUGGUGUGAGAGUCGAGAGCACUGGUCCGUCUACUUCUUCUCCCCACAGAACAAGUUCAGGGCAGUCUGCCAGUCAAUCAUUGCUCACAAGCUCUUUGACUACGUGGUGCUGGUCUUCAUCUUUCUCAAUUGCAUCACGGUGGCUCUUGAGAGGCCCAGGAUCCUCCAAGGCAGUCUGGAAAGGCUUCUCCUCACCAUUUCCAACUAUGUCUUCACUGCCAUCUUUGUGGCCGAGAUGACCCUCAAGGUGGUGUCCAUGGGUCUGUACCUGGGUGAGACGGCCUACCUGCGGAGCAGCUGGAACAUUCUGGACGGCUUCCUGGUCUUCGUGUCGCUCAUCGACAUCGUGGUGUCCAUGGCGGGCGGCGCUAAAAUCCUCGGUGUCCUCCGCGUCCUCAGGCUACUGCGGACGUUGCGACCCCUCAGGGUCAUCAGCAGAGCUCCGGGUCUGAAGCUGGUGGUGGAGACCCUCAUUACCUCUCUCAAGCCCAUCGGCAACAUCGUCCUCAUAUGCUGUGCCUUUUUCAUCAUCUUUGGAAUUCUUGGCGUUCAGCUGUUCAAAGGCAAAUUCUACUACUGCGUGAGUCUCAACGUGAAGAACAUCACCAACAAGUCUGACUGCCUGGCCGCCAACUACCGAUGGGUGCACCACAAAUACAACUUUGACAAUCUUGGUCAGGCUCUGAUGUCCUUGUUUGUGCUGGCCUCCAAAGAUGGCUGGGUGAAUAUCAUGUACCACGGACUGGAUGCAGUGGGCAUUGACCAGCAGCCGGUGAUCAACAACAACCCGUGGAUGCUGCUUUACUUCAUCUCUUUCCUGCUCAUCGUCAGCUUCUUUGUGCUCAACAUGUUUGUGGGCGUGGUGGUGGAGAACUUCCACAAGUGUCGCCAACACCAGGAGGUGGAGGAGGCCAGGCGGCGCGAGGAGAAGCGCCAGCGACGCAUGGAGAAGAAGAGGCGCAAGGCCCAGAAGCUUCCUUACUUCGCCUCCUAUGGCCCGGCACGACUGGCCAUCCACACACUGUGCACCAGCCACUACCUGGACCUGGUCAUCACCUUCAUCAUCUGCAUCAAUGUCAUCACCAUGUCACUUGAGCACUACAGCCAGCCUCAGUCUCUGGAGACUGCACUGAAGUACUGCAACUACUUCUUCACGUCCACAUUUGUCAUUGAAGCAACUCUAAAGCUUGUGGCCUUCGGAUUUCGACGUUUUUUCAAGGACAGGUGGAACCAGUUGGACCUGGCCAUCGUGUUGCUGUCGGUGAUGGGCAUUACGCUGGAGGAGAUUGAGAUCAACGCCUCCCUACCCAUCAAUCCAACCAUCAUCAGGAUUAUGAGGGUGCUCAGGAUAGCGAGAGUGUUGAAGUUGCUUAAGAUGGCAACCGGGAUGAGAGCUUUGCUGGAUACUGUCGUCCAAGCUCUGCCUCAAGUGGGAAAUCUCGGCCUGCUGUUCAUGCUGCUCUUCUUCAUCUACGCUGCACUCGGUGUGGAGCUCUUUGGAGAGCUGGUGUGCAACAUUGACUAUCCAUGCGAGGGCAUGAGCCGUCAUGCGACCUUCGAGAACUUCGGAAUGGCGUUCCUCACACUCUUCCAGGUCUCCACGGGCGACAACUGGAACGGCAUCAUGAAGGACACCCUCCGCGAGUGCCCUCCGGGGCGUCCGGGCGGCGACUACGGCUGCCACGCGGGCCUCCAGUUCAUCUCUCCUUUGUACUUCGUGUCAUUCGUUUUGACGGCUCAGUUCGUCCUCAUCAACGUGGUGGUGGCCGUACUCAUGAAGCACCUGGACGACUCCAACAAGGAGGCACAGGAGGACGCCGAGAUGGACGCAGAGAUCGAGCUGGAGCUGGCCCAGGGCGGCCUGUGCUGCAUAAUGGGUGGCAUCGGGGCCAUCGCGGGGGCCACGGGUGGGGCUGUCGGCGGAGUGGGCGACGGCGCGGUCGGAGGGCAGAGCGGAGCUUUGAUGGCGCUGCCAAAAAACGGAGGAGGUGGUGGAGUAGGGGCUCCUGAGGAAGGACACACGAAUCCCAGAUGUCGACUUUAUUCUCCUGCUCAGGAGAGCCAGUGGCUGGACAGUGUGUCUCUGCUCAUCAAAGACUCUAUGGAAGGCGAUAUGAUUGACAACCUCUCCGGCUCCGUCUUCCAUCAUUACUCCCACAUUUGCAAGGACUGUGACGGACACACACAAGAGGUCUGUCUGGCGGAGGUGGAGAGAAUGUCACUGAUGUCAGAGCAGCUGUCUGACAAAUCAUCAUCACCGGCACUGCCCGAUGAUCUCAGCCUGGACGAACACGCCAGCUACCAGAUGCUGAUAGGAGGAAGCCAGGAGGGCAGCAGUGGUGACUCCCACAGUUUGGGUGAGUCGCACACUGAGAGACUCUACAAGGGGCUCCCUUGUACAGCCCCUUCCAGAGGAGAGGAAGAAGAUGAAGAGAAGGAAGUUCACCAGCUUAUUGAGGCGAGCGUCCAUCCUUACUUGUGUCCGCCAUGGGUGGAACGACAAAGCCCAACGCAUUGCACAGAUGAGUGCAUAAGCUGCAUCGAUGGAGGCCUCAGGUCUUCGCCGCUCUUCCACCUCCCGGCUGACUUCUUUCACCCCAACCCUCGAGACAGGCCUUCGUCCCGGCUGGCCUCCCCGGCCUCCUGGGCGUCCCUCCGCUCACCCAGAGCCAACAGUGGGACGGUGCGCUCACGGCACCUGUCCCAGAGCGGCUCGUCGUCAGCCGCUGGUAGUCCUGAGGGCAGCCAACAGGUGGCGCUGGAGGAAGGCCUCACCUUCAGUGUCUCACCACCUCGGCAUCUUGAUCCCCCGUAUCACCCAUCAGAGCCCACUCCAGUCCAGCAUGAUCACCCUACAGUGAAGAACCACAGCCCCACUUCCCACCACCAGGCCACCGAGGGGCACCAGAGGAGCCCCAGCCCCCCGCACCAGGACUCUGUGGAGCCCCCUGACGAAGACAUGGGGGAGGAUCUGUCUAACACCAACAACAGCCUCUCACUGACCCGUCAGCAAACAGACAGAAAGAGCAGCCGGGAACGGGACAUAAACUCCCGGAAGAACAGAUGAAACUUUUUGUCAUCCCACCAUGCUCAGAACUCUUCCAACUCGUUCUUGAUGACACAACUCUCUCGUCUUUGAACCAUCUGUUCUCUGUUGCUCAACUGCUCGGGAUUGGUCGUCUGAAGAGCAACCUCGCUUUCCAGACUCUGGGAUGACGGGCAAGAGUUUAGAACCCGGGGAUUUAGGCUCUGGAUGUUAAUGGGAAAUAUUCUUGGAGCUUUGAAAUGUGUCUGUGGAAUCUGUCAGUGAUUCAGGACUUUGGUUUUUCGAACCAGAACCCCCUUGGUCACAUUACAGCCGGUGUCCACGUUUAUAUCGUACCGUCAAUAACAAUGGCAUUGACAGACAGGUGGAUUCUGUCGGGUACACAACAUUGCCAGGUUAUUUUCUGUGAUCUUGUGCGUGAAUGUCCAUGUAUCUGUCCUCCAAAGAUGCGUUUCCACAAAGCGACCGGGUCCAGUUGGCGGUCUAGAAGGGUUAAAUCGACACCGUGACCAUGCACUAUAGACAAGUAUUGACAAUAGACGGUAUGCUUGAAUUUCUUCAGUUAGUUAGAGACAAAAGGACAAAGGGAACUGCUGCUUGGUGGCUUGGUGGAAACAGGUCCUUAGAUUUCGCCAGGUCUGAAAGUGAACCCCUUCAGAGCAGUAAUAUGUCCGUAUGUUUGACAAUCUUCAAGGUUAGGUAGAGAGUGGACAAAAUAAAGACUUUGGAAAAUGGAAACCCAAUUGAACGCGUACCGUACUGAGCUGUAGUGCUGCUUAGUAAAAACAGUAAUUUGGAGCUCGUCUGGUCUGAAAGUGAACCAUCAAAUGUGAUGCGUAUCAAUUAUGUCAGUACAGUUGCCUUCCUUUACGGUUAGGUAGAGACUUGGAGAAAAUGGAUACCCAAAUGAAUGUGGACCAAAUUUAACCAAAACCAUAUUGCUGCUUGGUGGAAACAGGUUUUGAGUAUCUUUGUUGCGUCUGAAAGUGGACUCCUAAAAGUGGUUCGAAUCUUUUUUUUUUUUUUUUUUUUUUUUCCCUAGUACUUUUCACUUUUUUUCAUGGUUAGGUUUAGACUUUGAAAAACAGAAGCCCACAUAAAUGCGAACCGUAAUGUACUGCUGCUUGGUAAAAACAGGUCUACAGUGUCUUUGUGGGUCUGAAAUGAAACACUAAAAGUGCUUUGGAUCAGUUAUAUCAGUACCUUUCACUUCUUUCACGGUUAAGACUUUGGACAACAAAAACCCAAAUGAAAACUUUUCAUACCAUACUGAACCAUACUGCUGCUUGGUGGAAACAGGUCUUCUGAACUCAUCAGGUCUGAAAAUGAACCAGUGAACAUGGUUUGGAAUUGAUCAGUGAUACACUAUAUUGCCAAAAGUAAUCGCUCACCUGGCUUGACUCGCAUAUAAACUUAAGGGACAUCCCAUUCCUCAUCCAUCUUCCGAGCCGCUUCUCCUCACUAGGGUCUCGGGCGUGUUGGAGCCUACCCCAGCUAUCAUCGUGCAGGAGGCGGAGUACACCCUGAACUGGUUGCCAGCCAAUCGCAGGGCACAUACAAACAAACAACCAUUCGCACUCACAUUCACACCUACAGACAAUUUAGAGUUGUCAUUUAACAUACCAUGCAUGUUUUUGGGAUGUGGGAGGAAACCGGAGUGCCCGGAGAAAACCCACGCAGGCACGGGGAGAACAUGCAAACUCCACACAGGUGGGGCCGGGGAUUGAACCCCGGUCCUCAGAACUGUGAGGCUGACGCUCUAACCAGUCGUCCACCGUGCCGCCCCAUUCCUCAUCCAUAGGGUUCAAUAUGACGUUGGUCCACCCUUUGCAGCUACUGUAUAACAGCUUCAACUCUUCUGGGAAGGCUGUCCACAAGGUUUAGGAUUGUGUUUAUGGGUAUUUUUGACAAUUCUUCCAGAAGAGCAUUUAUGAGGUCACGCACUGAUGAAGGAUGAGAAGGCCUGGUUCUCCCGCUCUAAGUCAUCUCAAAGGUGUUCCAUUGGGAUGAGGUCAGGACUCUGUGCAGGCUAAUCAAGUUCAUGCACACCAGACUCUGUCAUUCAUGUCUUUGGGCACUGGUGCAGAGUCAUGUUAGAAGAGGAAGGGGCCAGCUCCAAACUGAUCCUACAAAGUUGAGAGCAUGGAAUUGUCCAAAAUCUCUUACUAUGCUGAAGCAUUCAAAGUUCCUUUCACUGGAACUAAGGGGCCAAGCCCAACUCCUGAAAAACAACCCCACACCAUAAUCCCAUGUCUACCCAACUUUACACUUGGCACAAUGCAGUCAGACAAGUACCGAUCUCCUGGCAACUGCCAAACCCAGACACGCCCCUCAGAUUGGCAGAUGGAGAAGCGUGAUUUGUCACUCCAGAGAAUGCGUCUCCACUGCUCUCGACUCCAGUGGGGGCGUGCUUUACACACCACCGCAUCCGACGCUUUGCAUUGCAUUUGGUUAUGUAUGGGUCGGACGCAGCUGCUCGGUCAUGGAAACCCAUUCCAUGAAGCUCUUUGCGCACUAUUCUUAAGAUAAUCUGAAGGCCACAUGAACUUUGGAGGUCUGUAGCGAUUGACUCGGCAGAAACUUAACGACCUCUUCGCACUAUGCGCCUCAGCAUCCCUUCCACGUUCUUACAAUACAGCUGCCAGUCGACUGUGGAAUAUUUAGGAGCGAGGAAAUUUCACGACUGGACUUGUUGCAGAGGUGGCAUCGUAUCACAGUUCCACGCUGGAAUUCACUGUGCUCCUGAGAGCGCCCCAUUCUUUCACAAAUGUUUGUAAAAACAGUCUGCAUGCCGAGAUGCUCGAUUUUAUACACCUGUGGCCAUGGAAGUGAUUGAAACACCUGAUUCCGAUUAUUCGGGUGGGGGAGCGAAUACUUUUGGCAAUAUAGUGCAUCUCAGUAUGUUUGACUUCCUUCACGGUUAAGUCGAGACUUUGGACAACGAAUUCCUUACCAUAUCGUAUAAUAUUGCUGCUUGAUGGAAACAGGUCUUCGUCACUUGUAGGGUCUGAAUGUGGAAUAUUAAACAAUACGUGGGCUCCUUAGUCGUGCCCGCAUACCCACGAAAAGGGCUAAAAAUGUGUGAUUCAAAAGAGUGCAGAUGUGGGCCAAAUACUGUCAGCAUCAGUCUUUGAUGCCCAAACAUGGUGUGUUUAACCGCAGGUAUGGCGUCAAGGGGCUGCAUGGGAAUUUAUCAUCCAUCCCACCUGGGUUUAAAACAGUCUUAUUUAUGUAUCCUGGCAAGUUUAGUUUUCCUGUGUUGCACCACCUGUUGGCUGUCUUUUCACUCGCUGUUCCUUGCGCCAAUGCCUUGUUUUUUAAAGGGGACAUAUUAUGGAAAGUAACAUUUAAAAUAAAUGCAUACAAAUGUACUUGUACUAGUCAGCACUACAGCAGCAGAAUUCUGGACCAAAUGGAGAGUCUUUCACAGAACGAGAUCUAAGAGAAUGUAUUUCUGUCCUACAUUUAGUUAUCACUCAAGCAGCAUCCGCAGCAGUCUUCUAAAGACUUACAGAGACAUAAUACUGUCCACAGUAAAUGUAUUUCAGUAUUUCCCACCAGUUCUAGUUAGCACUUGAGCAGUAGCAUUCUGGAACUGAUGACUCGUUCAGUGAUUUGCUGGUGCUGCCACUUUUAUCGAAGUUCGACCAAGCAAAUAUAUUUAUAGUCCUCUAAGUUCUAGUCAGCCCGCAGCCCUUGUGAGGAUAAAGCGGUACAGAAAAUGGAUGGAUGGAUGGAUGGAUGGAUGGAAGUUCUAGUCAGCACUCAAGCAUCAGGAGCAGCAGUUUGGUAACUGGCAUAAUACAGACAUACAUAAUAGACAUAAUACAGUUUCUCUACCCAAGAAUUGGCAGCUACCAAGGCAAAGAUUCACCAUUUACAUUCACCAUUUUUUUGUGUGCAAAUGACAGACUACAUGGAAAAACAAUCAUGCCAUGAAAGCUAAGCAGAGCUGGGAUGCUAGUAAAUGCACAGUUUAGCAUGUCGUGGAGAAAAAAAAUGCAUAAUAUGUCUCCUUUAAGGCUAUUAAACCAAUGCUGAAAA
Messenger RNA from Phyllopteryx taeniolatus (common seadragon), 10608 nucleotides. Its product is annotated as voltage-dependent T-type calcium channel subunit alpha-1I-like. The coding region runs from base 367 to 6585 and encodes 2072 amino acids. The transcript has 37 exons. Gene Ontology annotation, molecular function: voltage-gated sodium channel activity; low voltage-gated calcium channel activity. Lineage: Eukaryota; Metazoa; Chordata; Actinopteri; Syngnathiformes; Syngnathidae. The record is from RefSeq and is a predicted model, not a curated record. Gene Ontology annotation, biological process: sodium ion transmembrane transport; membrane depolarization during action potential; neuronal action potential. Gene Ontology annotation, cellular component: neuron projection; plasma membrane; voltage-gated calcium channel complex.